GGAGUACAAGGACCACGAGGCCGUUUCAUUAAAAUUGGGAUACAGACAAAUCGCGGCUCGCAGGAUACCGGAUACGUGUGUGUGUGUUUGCCGCAUCCAUUCACGAGGAUUCAAAGAAACGAGACGGAAGACUUUUUCAGUGGUGACUUUCUUGACAAAAUCCUUAAAAAGGACUAAACUGUUCGAACCAUUUUCGGUUUCUCGCUGUUCGGUUUCGGGGUAGUUCCUCAAGCUCUCAGACGGAUAACAAAAUGAUGAACACCAAGAAAAAGCCGCAAAUAUUACUCGCUCUUAAUCGCCAAAAACAAUGUGGAUAAUCAUUUAAACAUAUGCACAAGGCGAAAGCUAAGCGAGAAUUCGGCGGCAGAUGACAAGGACAACGCCACGCACAUGGCGGCAAGGCUACAACAAGGAUACAGGACACGGCCAACCGGAUAUUAAACUAUCAACAGUAGCCAACACAGCGAAAAAAAAAAAAACGAACCCGAAGCCAUAACAAUAAGGACAGCUUUGUAAGCAAAAAAAAAAGUGUAUAAUGACAGCAAUGGAAGCGGGAACAGGUCCUGCAGCAACGAGGGAGUUCGUCGAGGGAUGGACCUUAGCCCAAACUCUAGGCGAAGGUGCCUACGGCGAGGUUAAGCUGCUAAUCAACCGACAGACUGGCGAGGCCGUGGCCAUGAAAAUGGUGGAUCUCAAGAAGCAUCCCGAUGCAGCGAACUCCGUGCGAAAGGAGGUCUGCAUACAGAAAAUGCUACAGGAUACUCAUAUCUUGCGAUUUUUCGGCAAGCGCUCGCAAGGAACCGUGGAGUACAUUUUCCUGGAGUACGCCGCCGGCGGUGAGCUGUUCGAUCGAAUCGAACCCGAUGUGGGAAUGCCACAGCAUGAGGCCCAGAGAUACUUCACUCAGCUUUUGUCCGGCCUUAAUUAUUUGCAUCAGCGUGGGAUCGCCCAUCGGGAUCUGAAACCGGAAAAUUUGCUACUCGACGAGCACGACAACGUGAAAAUAUCCGACUUUGGCAUGGCCACCAUGUUUAGGUGCAAGGGCAAGGAGCGACUGCUGGACAAGCGCUGCGGCACCUUGCCGUACGUGGCUCCCGAGGUUCUCCAGAAAGCCUAUCAUGCCCAGCCCGCGGAUCUUUGGUCGUGUGGCGUUAUUCUGGUCACAAUGCUGGCCGGAGAAUUGCCCUGGGAUCAGCCUUCCAGCAAUUGCACGGAGUUUAUAAACUGGAAGGAUAAUGAUCACUGGCAACUGCAAACUCCUUGGAGCAAACUGGACACAUUGGCCAUUUCGCUGCUGCGUAAACUUUUAGCCACCAGUCCCAGCACUCGUUUAACACUGGAAAAAACCCUGGAUCACAAGUGGUGCAACAUGCAGUUUGCAGACAAUGAACGUUCCUAUGACCUGGUGGAUUCAGCGGCCGCUCUGGAGAUUUGCUCGCCAAAAGCCAAGAGGCAGCGCCUGCAGUCGAGCUCCAGUGUGAGCAACAAUCUGGAUGACUCCAUUUCCCGGAACUAUUGUUCCCAGCCGAUGCCCGAGAUGCGCAACGAUGAUGACUUCGAUGUGAGACUGGGCAGCGGUCGGUGCAAAGAGAAUGGAGGCGACCGCCAGACGCUAGUCCAGGAGGCACGACUCAGUUACUCCUUCUCGCAGCCCGCCUUGCUGGAUGAUCUCUUGCUGGCCACGCAAAUGAACCAAACGCAGAACGCCUCCCAGAACUAUUUCCAGCGUUUGGUGAGGAGAAUGACUCGCUUCUUUGUGACCACGCGAUGGGACGAUACCAUCAAGAGAUUGGUGGGAACCAUCGAAAGAUUGGGUGGCUACACGUGCAAGGUUGGUGACGAUGGAGUGGUCACCGUGUCCACCGUCGAUCGGAAUAAGUUGCGGCUGGUUUUCAAGGCGCACAUCAUCGAGAUGGAUGGCAAGAUCCUCGUGGACUUCCGGCUGUCCAAGGGUUGCGGCUUGGAGUUCAAACGACGCUUCAUCAAAAUUAAGAACGCUCUGGAGGAUAUCGUGCUCAAGGGUCCCACCACAUGGCCCAUUGCGAUUGCAACCAAUUCGGUGCCUUAGAUUAAGUUAAUUACUACCUUAAAGACCCUCUAUUUACAUUGUUUCUCUAGCUUAUUGUGUAAUUCAUUCAUCACCUUCAACUAGUUUUAGCCAAACGUCUCAAUGUGCUAACUUAUUAUUAAUUCAUUGCAUUGUUUACGAUUACGUUAUACACUGUAAAAUAGGCUGUAAUACGAUUUUAAUUUUGUUGAAUUUUAAAACGAAAACCGGGUAUUGAAAGCUUGUUAGUUUAAAGCAUUAUGGAACAAUAAAUCGAAUCAGAUUUUGAAUAAUUAAA
This is a messenger RNA of Drosophila ficusphila, 2345 nucleotides long. RefSeq names its product serine/threonine-protein kinase grp (gene grp). Bases 536 to 2068 code for a protein of 510 amino acids. The transcript is spliced from 7 exons. NCBI's taxonomy places the organism in Eukaryota, Metazoa, Arthropoda, Insecta, Diptera, Drosophilidae. Gene Ontology annotation, biological process: microtubule cytoskeleton organization; DNA damage checkpoint signaling; protein phosphorylation. Gene Ontology annotation, cellular component: cytoplasm. Gene Ontology annotation, molecular function: protein serine/threonine kinase activity; tau-protein kinase activity; ATP binding. The record is from RefSeq and is a predicted model, not a curated record.